Molecule: messenger RNA, 840 nt
Organism: Miscanthus lutarioriparius
Lineage: Eukaryota; Viridiplantae; Streptophyta; Magnoliopsida; Poales; Poaceae
Source: the annotation of a GenBank genome assembly
AUGGAAUUUUUGUUAAUAAAGGAUCAAGUGCUUCUCUUGCUUCUAGAAACAGUACUGCAACUGGGGGAGUCACCUGCAAAGAUCUUGGUGGUGCCCAGUUCAUCUCAAGUUAGUGCAAAAACUUCCAGGACUGCUCAGGUCACAUUGAAAAGAUCAGCAGUUCCUACCAGCGUAAACAAUGUGUCACAGAAUAAAAGGAAGCACACACUGGUGGCAUUGGAUGAAAAAUACCCAAAGAGAGAAUAUGUGCGCAGAUCUGCACCUCCAAGUGCAAGAAGCAGCUCCGAGAAUCUCCCUCGUGCUGCAAAGGCACCUAAGAUUUCAAAUGUGACGAAUCCGGUGUCCAAGACUGAAGUUGUGCAGAAAUCAAGAUCAUCAAGUAAUCCCGUUGGAGGAAGAAAUAUGUUGACAAAGCGCUCUGCAAACUGCAAUGAAGAAAAAAGAAAGGUGAUCCGUUCGCACACAGGAGACCUGGCUGAAUCAAGCAUGAGGAGCAAUCUGAAGGGGGGUGGCCCAUCACUGACUAAGAACAAGCCACGGUUAACAAUGGUUCUGACUGGCCAAUCUUUUGUAGGCAAGAGAGGCCACGGUGGCGAUGAUUGCCAAUCUUUUGCAGGCAAGAGAGGCUACGAUGGCGAUGAUUGCAGCCGGAAACCGUUGGUGCACUUGGCGGCCUCGAACUGGAGAAACGCAUCGUUUUGUUUGGAUCACCUGGAGCCUCCAAACUUCUCGUUAGCUUUGCAACACGAAAUUGAGACAAAGCCCUUGUGCGCCGGUCAUUACGGGCAAUCAAAAGCAGCUCAGUUCAUACAGAGCAAGAAGACAUGCCUUGUCUUGUAG